This is a messenger RNA of Rhizophagus irregularis DAOM 181602=DAOM 197198, 1432 nucleotides long. RefSeq lists its product as uncharacterized. Gene Ontology annotation, molecular function: aspartic-type endopeptidase activity. The record is from RefSeq and is a predicted model, not a curated record. Gene Ontology annotation, biological process: proteolysis. Lineage: Eukaryota; Fungi; Glomeromycota; Glomeromycetes; Glomerales; Glomeraceae.
AAAUCAUUCUUCGUACAAAGUUUUAUGAGCGAAAAGUUUAAAAAAUUUAAAUAUAAAUAGAAUUUCAAUUCAAUGACUUGUCGACUCUUCAUUAAUUUUUUUCAUAUAGGAAAAAAAAUCAAAUCGUCACUUUUCAACUGUUAAUAUGGCUCAAUACUACAGAAUACCAUUGAAAAAAAAUGAACCAUCUUCCAAAUAUUCAUGGGAAGAAAAAUUAAUAAUUCACAAGAACAUUGCAAGAAGCAAGUAUGGUAGACUUGUUGAAAAAGAACCGUUAAAAGACGUAGCUACGGAACCAGUAACCGAUUAUGAUAAUGAUAUCGGAUAUUACGGUCCAGCAAUUCUUGGUGGUCAAAAGUUUCAACUUCUUUUUGAUACUGGUAGCGCAGACUUAUGGGUCCCCAAAGUAUCCUACAACAAUGGAACAAAAACCAAACAUAGCACAUUUGAUCCAGAAAAAUCAGAUACUUUUAAAACCGACAAUAAAUCAUUUUCAAUUACUUAUGGUACAGGACAUACUUCAGGUGUGGCUGCAACUGAUACAUUUGAAUUUGCUGGUUUUUCCAUCAAAGAUCAAGCUUUCGGUCUCGCUGACACCGUUUCUGAUGAUUUUACGAACGCUCCAUUUGACGGAAUUCUUGGUAUGGCUUUUGAUCAGUUAAGCGAGCUACAAGCCCCAACCCCAUUUCAAAAUUUAAUUAAUAACCAUAGUGUCUCAUCAUCUGUGUUUGGCUUCGUACUUGGCCGUGCAGAGGAUGGCACUAACGGCAACAGUGAGCUUACAAUUGGUGGAGUUGAUCCAAAAUUUUCAAAUAACAUUAAAUAUAACAAGGUUGUUAACAGACGAGGAUUCUGGCAGAUUGCUUUAGGUGGUGCGCAAGUAAACGAUAAAACAGUAGAUGUAAAAGGAGGUGAAGCUAUUAUUGACACUGGUACAACUCUUGUUAUCAUUCCUCCUGAGGAUGCUGAUGCUAUUCAUAAUGCAAUUCCCGGUGCGAAAAAACAAGGUCAAAAUUACUUAAUUCCAACCAAUUCUAAAGCCGUAGUAGCUUUUACUUUUGGAGGAGUAACCUAUAAUAUUAAUCCUGCAGACAUGACCGUUGAUGAUGUAGGAAAUGGUCUAAGUGUUUCGGGCAUCCAAGGCGAAAAUAUGCCUGGUAUGGAAAAUACAUGGUUGGUCGGUGAUGUGUUCCUUAAGAACGUAUUUAAUGCUUAUGAUGUCAAUAAAUCGGCUGUGGGAUUUGCUCCAUUGGAAUAGAAGAUUAAUUUAGUUAGUUGUUUUAUCCGAAUAUACGUAUAUUAUAAAUUUUUUUUUUUCUGUAAAUUAAACGAAUUAUAUGUAUGAAGUAUAAUUUUUAUAAAUAAAUGGUAUUUUAAAUUUUAAAUAAUAAAGCGUACUACUAACCAAAAAAAGUGCGUCAACGAUAUAAAA